Plasmodium adleri (nom. inval.) is the source of this 1122-nucleotide messenger RNA. RefSeq names its product conserved Plasmodium protein, unknown function. The transcript has a single exon. The record is from RefSeq and is a predicted model, not a curated record. The coding region runs from base 1 to 1122 and encodes 373 amino acids. NCBI's taxonomy places the organism in Eukaryota, Apicomplexa, Aconoidasida, Haemosporida, Plasmodiidae.
AUGAUUAAUAUUGGAUAUUUAUUUUUAUUUUUAUCUUUUUUGUUAUUGGAAAAGACAUUUUAUGGUAACGAUACCUUUAUAGGAUUUGAAGAUUUUUAUGUUAGAAGAAAAAAUAAAAUAUGGAGUUGUAAUUUAAAUCGUGAAAAAAGCUAUUUUCAUAACAAAACUAUAAAUACUUCAUACAAAAAUAGAGUUUUAAAAGAAAGCAUAUUAUUAAAUUUAGAUUUAGAUGUAAAGAAAUAUAAGGAUGAUAUCAUAACCAAAAAGAAAACACCUGAAAAUAUUUAUAAAGAUAAAAAUGAAAAUAAUUAUGAAAUGAAAUAUGAUGAAGGUAUUUCUAAUAUUAUAGAGGAAGAAAAAAAAGAUGAAAAAGAAGUGACUGAAAAUCAAGAAAAAGACGAGAAAAAAGAAAAAGAAUACAACAGUGAUAUAAAUAAACCAGUUAGUUUAUCACAUCUUAAACAAUAUAAAAAUAUUUAUGUUAAUAAUAAUAAAAAAAUAAAUAAACAAAAAAGUAUAAAAAAACAUUUACAUCCAUAUAAUUUCGAAAAUAAAAGUAAUAAGUAUCUUACCUUUUUACUGUUAGAUAUUAGGAAGGAAUCUUCUACCUUUAUGGUACCUAUGAAAUUUUAUAUAAGUCAAGCAAUAUCAAAUAUAUCAGAUGAGGAAUAUAAUAAAUUAAUGGAAGAUAAUAGUGUAGAUGUAUAUUUAAAUAAUGCCUUAGUUGAAUACAAAUAUGAAAAUUUCGAAAUAAAAGAAGGAGAAGCAGAAGUAGAAGGAGAAGUAGAAGGUGUAGAAGGAAAAGAAAAUAACAUGAAUGAGGAAGAAAAAUAUAAUAAUGAUAAUGAUGAAAAAUAUAAUAAAGAAAAUAAAGAUAAGGAAAAUGAAAUAAAUUCAAACGGACACCAUGAAAACAAUGAACAUCAAGAAAAUGAUAGCGGUGAUAGUGUAAUUAUGAAAUAUACAAUUAUUAUUUCAGGAAUAGUUCUCUUAUUUGCUAUCAGUUUUAUUAUUUAUUAUUUUGAUAUUAUACAAAAGAUAAAAAGGAAGUUAAAUAAACAAAGAAAAUCUAAUGCAACCAUGGCAAUAGGUAGAGACAAAAUUCAAGAGGAAUUUAUGUGA